Messenger RNA from Colletotrichum godetiae, 1137 nucleotides. Its product is annotated as aldo/keto reductase. Gene Ontology annotation, molecular function: oxidoreductase activity. Lineage: Eukaryota; Fungi; Ascomycota; Sordariomycetes; Glomerellales; Glomerellaceae. The transcript is spliced from 7 exons. The record is from RefSeq and is a predicted model, not a curated record. The coding region runs from base 1 to 1137 and encodes 378 amino acids.
AUGUCGGCCCUACCUAUGGCAGGUCCGCCCAAGACCCCCUUGGCGCGUUACCGCAUUCUCUCCCCGACGGCUUCCGUUCGAGUGAGCCCCCUGUGUCUGGGCGCCAUGAACUUUGGCGACGCCUGGAAGGGAUACAUGGGAACUUGCGAUCAAAAGACCGUCGAAGAGAUUCUUGACUUCUUCCAUGAGCAGGGAGGCAACUUCAUUGACACCGCCAACAACUACCAAUUCGAAGAAUCCGAGGCUUGGAUUGGCCAAUGGAUGAAGAAGAGAGGUGUUCGUGACCAGAUGGUCAUUGCAACCAAGUACACCACGAACUUCCAAGCUGGCCCUAACGCGCCGGGCAUCAUGGCCAACUUCACCGGCAACGGAUCCAAGAGCUUGCACACGUCUGUAGAGGCUAGCUUGCGCAAGCUGCAAACCGACUACAUUGACCUGCUCUAUGUGCACUGGUGGGACUACUCUACUUCUAUUCCGGAGCUGAUGCAGUCCCUCAACAACCUCGUCGUCACCGGCAAGGUCCUGUUUCUCGGUAUCAGUGACACUCCCGCUUGGAUUGUCAGCAAGGCCAAUGAAUACGCGAGAAAUCAUGGACUACGUCAAUUCUCAGUCUACCAAGGUCGAUGGUCUGCAGCCUCAAGAGACUUUGAGCGAGAGAUCAUUCCAAUGACCAAGGCUGAAGGAAUGAGCUUGGCACCCUGGGGCGCGCUCGGCGGCGGCGCUUUCAAGACGGAAGAGCAACGCAAGUCCCAGGAGGGCCGCAAAGUUCAGGCUAGCGAAGCGCAAAUCAAGAUCAGCCAGGUGCUGGAAAAGAUUGCCAACAGCAAAGGCACGAUCAUCACGAGUGUUGCUUUGGCUUAUGUAAUGCAAAAAACGCCUUACGUCUUCCCUAUCGUCGGCGGCCGCACUGUCGAUCAUCUGAAGCAGAACAUUGAGGCGUUGGCCCUCGAUCUCUCCGAUGAAGAAAUUCAGGAGAUUGAAGGAGCUGUCCCUUUCGAUAUGGGCUUCCCUCACAACUUCUUGUGGGGAGAGAAGGUCCCGUCGAACCCUGGCGAGGUCUGGUUGCUGAACAUGGGAGGCAAUUUCGAUUAUGUUCCAGAGCCUAAGGCCAUCGCACCCAAGGAAGGCGGAAAGUAG